Molecule: messenger RNA, 2883 nt
Organism: Dichomitus squalens LYAD-421 SS1
Lineage: Eukaryota; Fungi; Basidiomycota; Agaricomycetes; Polyporales; Polyporaceae
Product: exonuclease
Exons: 15
Coding region: 50-2752 (900 amino acids)
Cellular component (GO): mitochondrial inner membrane
Molecular function (GO): nucleic acid binding
Source: RefSeq, a predicted model, not a curated record
GCAGCGAACUCAGUCCUCUUCUGCCUCUUAUUCACUCCCCGGACAUGCCAUGUCGGCCACUGCUAGAAUUCUGAGGAACAUUACAGCCUCCUCAUCAAGAACACUUCUCAGGCGUUCCCCAAGUAUCGCGCUCGUCAGGCAUUGCAGGCACUUUGCUGAAGACGCGGCUGCGACCACCGUCCCCGCGGAGGAGGAUGUUCAAAGUGUACCAGAGACCAAGGAGGGUUGGUUAUGGGUCGACUCUGUCUUUCCAAUCAGCUUGGGCCGACUGGAUUUACGGAGAUACGUUGGCUACGCGCGCGAGGAUACUCUUUUGGAAAGGCUUCGCGCUCUUCUCGUUAAGGUCAAUACCCAUGGCUUGGAGAUAGUCUCCCUCGAAUCCCAUAUCAAGGACGGCGGGGUCUUCGUCAAGUUCAGGUACAGCGCCGCCGAUCCCGAAAGUGCCCAACAGGCAAUACUGGACGACCUACGGAAGUAUGUCCACUCGCAUGGGGGAGUGCCGUCAUGGUUUGGAUUGCCUCAAGGAGAGCUUUGGCUUGUGAGGGGCACACCCUGGCGGGAGGACAUGAAUAGGUUCGUCUCGUCUAUAGUCAGGGUAUCAUUUGAAGGUCCCGACUUGUCGGACGAAGCAUUGUAUCGUCUCCUUCGGCCAUAUGGCCGUAUAUUGGAUAUCACACCUCCUUCCCCCGUCCCAGCUGGAAGCAUGAGGUCGGCUCAGAUCUCCUUCCGUCACUUACGUUCUGCGACUUCCGCCCGAAAUACCAUACACUCCCUGAACAUCCCGACGUCAUCGGCAUCUACUGUCCUACGGACAUCUUACGCUCAGCCUAUAGCAGCUCAUGCUGUGCGAGACUACAUCGCGAGUCACCCUAGGAUCUUCCUCCCCGUCCUGUUCUUCCUCUUGGGUACUGUCACAUAUGCUAUAUUUGACCCAAUCCGCGUGUUCAUGGUGGAGGGGAAGGUCAACGACUGGUUUGAUUACAGACAAUACAAGGUAUAUCAGUGGCUCCGGGCCAAUACUCUUGACUACCUCUCUUCUCCGUCUGCGGAAUCCGAAGCUCAGCUAGGCCUCGCAGCGCAAGGUGGCUGGAAGGAGAGGAGGGAAGCGGAGGAAGCUCUCGAGAAGUAUCUGGCGGACUUCCCUACCACGUUGGCGUUCAUGCAUGGGCCCCAGGGUAGUGGCAAAACGCAAUUGCUUUCUAGGCUUCUGAAGGACUCCGGUCGGAAAGCAAUCGUCAUUGACAUAGCUCAGCUGUCGAAGGCAUCCUCGGAUACGGCGCUUGUGGCUGGUCUUGCCAAUCAAACGGGGUACUGGCCUGUCUUCUCCUUCCUCAAUUCCGUAAACAACGUUAUCGACAUGGCCAGCGUCGGUAUCAUCGGCCAGAAAGCCGGCUUGAGUUCAUCUCUUACCGAUCAACUGAAGGAUAUCUUGGACGUCGUGGCUCGUGGCUUGUCCCGUGGGAACGCCUCUCAACACGCCCGCCGUGAAAAGGCUGUGAAGCAAGCCGAGCGGGACGCAGAAAAGCUCAAGGAGGAAGAGGUAAUUCGCGAAAGGAUCAAGAAGGGUCUGUGGCACGAUGGACGGAUUGACGCUGUCUGCGGUAAUGGGGUCAUGAGUGAGCUCGGCGUUGGCGUUGAGCCCUUCAAGGACUUCGAAGCCGACCCAUUGCCUACGGUGGCGCUCGAGAGUCAAGCGGAGGGCGAGAGGAGGAAUAUCAGAGAGAAAGACGAGGCUUCGAACGCUGGCAGAGACUUCACGCAGAAGCAGAAACGCUCCGAAGACACGCAGACCGUAGAUACACUGCCCGUCGUCAUCAUCAAGAACUUUGAGUCCAAGGGCGGCGGCGCGCGGAAGGAGGAGCUGCUCAACGUGCUCGCUUCAUGGGCCGCGAGCUUAGCCGAGAACCAGAUCGCGCAUGUCGUUGUGGUCAGUGACAAUCGCGAGAACGUUAAAAGGCUGGCAAAAGCCCUCCCUUCGAAGCCGCUCAACCAGAUCAGCCUGUCCGAUGCCGACAACGCCAGCGCGCUUUCAUUUGUCAAGCAGAAGCUGCAUGAUAGCGGCGUGGACGUACAGUUCAAUCGUGACCAGAUCUCGUAUAUUGAGCGAUUGGGUGGCCGAGCUAGCGACCUCGAGAGCCUCGUUCACAAAGUCCGCAGCGGCAUGUCCGUUGAGGAGGCUGUCGACGACAUCGUCAUUCGUGGCGUGAGCGAGUUGCGUAAGAACGCCUUCGGAGACGACGUUGAGGACGCGAAGAAUCUCGCGUGGACAAGGGAGCAGGCAUGGAUUUUGGUGAAGCAACUUGCGAAGCAGCCGGAGGUCUCCUACCACGAGGUCCUCAUGGACUUCCCCUUCAAGGGUGACGAGACCCCUUUGCGGAGCAUGGAGCACGCCGAGCUCAUCACUAUUGGCACUGUCAACGGACGGCCGUCCACGAUUAAGCCGGGCAAGCCUGUAUUCAGAUGGGUCUUCGAGCAAUUAGUUAAGGACCCGACAUUCCACGCUACCCAAGACAUUGCGUUCAACCAAAAGAUCAUUGCAUCGUCGGAGGCUACGGUCCAGGCAUGUGAAGCUGAGCUGCUCACGCUCAAGGACAUCGACGCGGGUACCGCCAGCUGGUGGGGCUCUAAACGUGCCGUCGAAAUGCGCGAGAAUUACCUGCUCAAGAAGAUGCGCGCAGCCGAGGAGAAGGUUGAGAGCCUGGAGAGGCAGAACGCCCAGCUCAAGAAGGUGCUCGUAAAGGCUCGCCAAUGAGGUUCGGUUGGCUGGUUGGGGCCACGGACCCUUUCGGUAAACAUUACUACAUACUAAGUCAGAUUGAGGCUACUCACCUCUCUAUACUGUCACUGUAUCUCACGCAUGCUCGCAAUAGGACUUCGGAAGUU